Messenger RNA from Acanthisitta chloris (rifleman), 4706 nucleotides. It is a transcript of the gene MCM3AP, whose product is annotated as minichromosome maintenance complex component 3 associated protein. The record is from RefSeq and is a predicted model, not a curated record. Gene Ontology annotation, biological process: mRNA export from nucleus. The annotation marks the transcript as partial. The transcript is spliced from 27 exons. Gene Ontology annotation, cellular component: nucleus; cytoplasm; transcription export complex 2. NCBI's taxonomy places the organism in Eukaryota, Metazoa, Chordata, Aves, Passeriformes, Acanthisittidae. Gene Ontology annotation, molecular function: nucleic acid binding.
GCGCGACCGCCGCCACCCCGACCUACCGCGGCAGCGAGAGCACGGAGGGGCUGGGGGGGCUGUCAGCCUCCGAGCUGACAGUCAUCCAGUGCAAGAAUAUCCCUGAUUACCUCAACGACAGGACCGUGCUGGAGAAACACUUUGGCCAGUUCGUAAAAGUUCUGCGGAUUGUGAUCAGGCGUAAUAAAAAAAUGGCUGUUAUCCACUUCUAUGAUCAUGCCUCUGCAGCUCUCGCCAGAAAAAAAGCGAAAGAGUUGCAUAAAGGCAUAGCAACAUUUUGGCAAAAGAAGAAAACAGGUCCAGCAAAAAGAGAAUUUUCAUCCGAGGAGAAGAAAGCAGGUGAAGAUGAAGGAAGGCAAAGCAGUGAAGAGCAAAGCUAUCAGCAUUCCCCUCUUCGAAAACCUUUAAUAAGAUCCUCUGCCAGCAGUGUCAUGCCUGGGAGAAGUUCUCCAGCGAAGAAGCCUGGUCUUCGAAAGGCACUGCAGUUUGAGGCAGAUCUGUUUGAUUCUAAUUCUGAAGGGCAGGGCUCAGAGGGCUUGGGAGCUUCGCUGUCCUCUCCUGAUAACCUGGUGGGAUUAAUGGCUGAGACAUCUGAAGAAAGGUACAGGCUUCUGGACCAAAGGGACAAAAUCAUGCGACAAGCUCGAAUUAAAAGGACGGAUCUUGGCAAAGCAAAAACUGUUGUUGGCACUUGCCCAGACAUGUGUCCUGAAAAGGAGCGUUACAUGAGGGAGACACGAAACCAGCUGAGCAUCUUUGAAUUGCUUCUAGGAUCCGACAAGGUAGAUCAUGCAGCAGCAAUCAAGGAAUACAGCAGGUCUUCAGCAGAUCAGGAGGAACCUUUGCCCCAUGAACUGAGACCCUCUGAGGUGUUGAGCAUGACCAUGGACUAUUUGGUGACCAAGAUUAUAGAUCAGGGAGAAGGAAACUAUCGAGAAUGGUAUGACUUUGUCUGGAACAGAACUCGUGGAAUAAGAAAGGAUAUAACCCAGCAACAUCUCUGCAACCCACUGAUGGUGUCUCUGAUUGAGAAGUGCACUCGCUUUCACAUCCACUGUGCUCACCACUUGUGCGAGGAGCCCAUGUCCUCCUUUGAUGCCAAAAUCAACAAUGAGAACAUGACUAAAUGCCUGCAGAGCUUGAAGGAGAUGUACCAGGACCUGGCUAACAAGGGGAUUUACUGCAAAAGUGAAGCAGAGUUCCGAGGUUAUAACGUCUUGCUGAACCUCAACAAGGGUGAUAUUCUUAGAGAAGUUCAGCAGUUUCAUCCAGAAGUUAGAAACUCACCUGAAGUUAGAUUUGCAGUUCAAGCUUUUGCUGCACUAAACAGCAACAAUUUUGUGAGGUUUUUCAAGCUAGUGCAAGCAGCUUCCUAUCUGAAUGCCUGUCUCUUGCAUGGUUAUUUCAGCCAGAUUCGUAAAGAUGGUCUCAAGUCCCUCAAUAUUGCCUACACUGUGAGCACCCAGAGGUGCACAGCAUUUCCCUUGGACCACCUGGUCCGCAUGCUGCUGUUCAGAGACUGUGAGGAGGCCACUGAUUUCAUAAGUUACUAUGGCCUGAGUGUAUCCGAUGGGGGUUACGUGGAGCUGAAUCGCUCAGCUUUCUUGGAGCCAGAUGGAUUGCCCAAGCCACGGAAAUCCGUGUUUGUCAGCCAGAAGCUCCGUGUCUCUGUUGGGGAGGUUGUCAAUGGGGGGCCCUUGCCCCCAGUGCCCCACCACGUGCCUGUGUCCAGCUUCAAUGGGCAGAACAAGUACGUCGGUGGAAGCACCUCUGUGGAUCAAGCUAGUAGUAGCCAAAAACCCAGUGUGGAAGCAACAGAAGGAAGAGUGGAAAGCAAAGGUGUGGAUUUAGAUCCCGCAGCAGUAAGAGUCCAGCCCCCAGCGCAUCUCCUGCCUGUGCUGUUGCCUCGUCAGCUUGUGCCAGUCCUGCCUCCUACACAGCCCAUCUCCCAGCCUAGUGCACAGCCUGAGCCUCAGCCUUCAAAACCUCAUCCUGGCUACACAGACACGGACAUCACCGAAGUGGUGGAUGGGCUCGUGCAUGAUGUCCUCAAAGGAGAAUGCAGAGAAGUGGGCAGAGCAGGAGCAGCUUACGUGGCUGCUGCCAUCUGCACCUCGGAUGCCACUGUGGAGGAGCUCAUGACUGAAGUGAUGGCAGAGAUCCUCAGGCAAGUGGCUGGAAGUGUGCUGAGUGUGGAAAGGGAGCGUGUCCAAGAGGAACGGCGCAGAGUGGAGGAAGAGAGGCAAAGGCAGGAAAGAGAACAGUUGAUAAAGCAGUUGAGCCAGUUGCUGGGAAUGGAGUUAAUGGAAGAAGUAAUAAAGGAGAAUGUUCAAGAAGCUUCAGCCAAUGAGUUAAGAUGUGCCUUGGAAAGAGACCAGCAGGCCCGUAUUGCCCGGUGUUCAGAAGAAGUGUGUGGUCACUGUAUGGAGCUCUUCCUAGAGGAUGAGAUUUUCCAGAUUGCCAAGGAAACCCUUCAGGAGCUCCAGUGUUUCUGCAAGUACUUGCAACGGUGGAGGGAAGCAGUGGCAGCUCGAACAAAGUUGAAACGUCAAAUGAGGGCAUUUCCAGCUGCUCCCCGUGGCAUGGACUCAGAACACCAACUGAAAGCACUGUCUCCCAGUGCAGAGUGGCCUAUAACCAUGGAGAACUUGUGCAAGAGAUUUGUAAACCUGGGGCAUGGAGGAAAGCUGGGAAUCUCUUGCACAAGACUGAACUGGCUGAGAAACAAGACAAUGCAUGAAAUUAAAGUUCAGCACUUCUACCAGGAGUUGGUAAGUGAGUUAGCUUGGACUCCUCUGGAUCUUGUCUCAUUAGUCACUGAACAUAUUCCAGUUCAACAAGAACAGGUUUUUUGGAAGGUGCUCUUGGUUUUGCCAAGUGAUGAUGAAUAUUCCAAGGAUGAUCCCAACAGGAUACUGGUGGAUUGGUUGAAAGCCAAGUUUAUGGGAGACAAAAUAUGUGAGAAAAAUGCUUCGCACUCAGAAGGCAAAAUCCAGACACUGACGUUAUUUAAUUCUCCUGGCGUUCAGGGGAGCAGAAGCAUUCAAGUCAGUGUAUGCAUAAAGGUGGCACAUGGUGCACUCUCUGACUUGGAGCUUGAUAUGGUCGAGACACAAAAAGACUUGCUUGGGACCAGUGGCCUCAUUCUCCUCCUGCCCCCCCGAGUUAGGAGUGAAGAUGUUGCAGAAGAUGAUGUUUAUUGGCUUUCAGCUCUGCUGCAGCUGAAACAGUUGCUUCAGGCCAAACCUUUCCACCCCAUAGUUCCUUUGGUGGUUCUAGUUCCAAGUUGGGAAGAAGAGGAGGCCAUGGAGAAGGAAGUAGAAGAUGGUUUGAUGCUGCAGGACUUGAUUUCAGCCCAACUUAUUUCCAGCUACACCAUAGUGGAGCUUCCAGGUUCUGUCAGUGACCUAGAAGGCACCAGAAGGAUCUCUGUGGCAGUGGGCUGGCUGGUUUCCCAGUGUCCUGACUCCCUUGAGCUUUGCAGUCAGCCCCUUCAGGAGUACAUUGAGGAUGGGAUUGAUGGUGAAUUUGGCAAGCGCUUCUACCACGACUGGAAGGAGAGGCGUUCAGCUGGUCUUCCAUCCCAGGAGCCUGGGACCAUCAUAGAGCUCUACAACAGUGUGUUGCAGUUCCUGGCUGAUGUGGCAUCCUCAGAGCACCUUUGUGACUUGUCUUGGCCUGUCACAGAGUUUUCAGAACCUGGGGGUAACAAGCUGUUGCCCCACCUGCAAUGGAACAUGCCAGAUCACCUGGCCUGGCUGAAGAAGGCUGUGCUGUCCUUCCAGAUCCCAUACCUAGAUCUUCCUCCAUUAGGUGCUCCUUGGCGUCCUGUUUGCUGCAUGAUUUUUCAGUAUGUUUCUCAAAUUGCAAGUUCUUCCCACACUGAGCCACUGAUCCAUUCUCAAGUGGAGAAUCUACUGAGGAAAACUUACCAAAAGUGGAAAAACAGAGCAACUGGCAACUCUGAUGAAGAUGGACCUUCUGUUGAUGAGAUCCCUUGGGAUUGUAUCGUGGCAGUCUGCAUUGAUCAUAAACUGAGAGACUGGAAACCACCCAAACUGCCUAUUGCUCCAGAAGCAGUAAGUAAAGAUGGUCAGAUACGUGUGUACUACUUCAGGGAGCAUUUAAAGAACUUCACUCUCCCUGCUUCAUGGGAUCAAGCCAGACUGCGCACGCAGGAGGAGAUCCGGCACGGCCACGAGAGGUCAAGGAUAAAAUCUCCCAAGUCCUUUAAGAAACCCUACAGCAUCUCCGUGAUGCCAGGUCAGUAUGGCUCUGGCAUGACCAAGUCGGGGCAGGAAGCAAGCAUUCCCAGCACAGAUGAAUUCACAGACAUGUCCUUGGCCCAGGAGUGUCUGUUGGCACAGCUGCAACUGGAAAAAACAGAAAGCAGGAGGUUUGAAGAACAGUUGCACCAAUAUCUAGCUGAGGGCACUGAGCCCCUUGGGGAUCUGCUAGAUCUUCCUCUCUAUCUCCCCCAGUCCCUGCUCUCCACCCCAGCUGUCACCUGUCCAUUGGUGAAGAGUCCUGUGUCACCUGCUCAAGAGGCUGGGAGUCAAGAGGAACCUGAUGUUUUGCAGACGGAGCGAAGCUCUUCACUGUCAGACAGACUGAAACACUUGCAGCAACUGCUUAGAGCAACCAAGGAGGCCGAAGCUGCCUCUGAGCUCCAUCUCUCAGUUCUGGUGGACAUGGUGGAUAUUUGA